AAGUUUGAAAAACUUUGAAGCAAAGGAGAAAACAAACCGCGUAUGGAUCCGGAACAAAUCAUACUGGAUGAAGAUUUUGACGACGGGUCCACCGACGGAGGUUACGGCGAGUACGACUAUUUGCAGCAGGACAAGGACGCACUUCCGGUGACGCCGUUAGAUGCGAUUCUAGACCCUAGCACAACCCCCAACUCCUGCCGGCAGUCUUCACCGAUCGAAGAACUGCCGCUGGAGCUGUCACCACUGCAGCAGGUCACCCCACGACAGACAGUCGCACCAACGGUACGACCCGUGACCAUCCUCCCGCUGGUGGUGGGACAGCAUCGGUUUGGCAUCGGCAGCGGGAAACCUUCGGCCGCGGCACUCCGACGUGGCCCGGGCAGACCCAAGAAGGACUUUCUACCGUCGGUGCUGCUGAAGAUGGCGUCGACCAACCCGAGUUCAUCACCAAGUGCCGCCGCGGGUGGCCCCGCCGGACCGACGCUCAAGUUCAGCGGCGGUGUCCUCACCGGCAGUGGCCAGACCGUGGUCUCGGACGCGAAACUCUUGAAAAGAUUUAAGCAAACUAAUGUUGUUCGUGGUAGUAUUCCUAAAAGGAAAUCGGACAGUCUGGGCGAAUCGUUGGCCCUGGUGCUUCCCUCACCGGACGAAUCCCUCGGCGGUGGCCCGAGCACGGCCAGCAGUUCCGUCGCGACGACCCCGACGACGGCCGAAAUGAUGGAAACCGACCCGGCCCUGUUGAUGCCCGCGCCGGAAGAAUCUCCCUACUUUCCGGAAAAGUACCCCGGCAAAGUGUGCGCCCUGUGCGCGCUCGGCGAACGCAGCCAGCUCGGUCAGGGCGAAAUGCUCCGGAUCGAGGUGAAGGACAGUGUCGAGGCGACGGUGGCGGCCGCGCUGUCGUCCCAGGAAGACGGCAAGGGCUCGUCCGGGAGCAGUCCCAGCUCGGGCGAUAAAAGUCCCAAAACGGGGGCCAUCACGCUCGGAAUACCGCCGCUGCUGAGCAGCAACAAGCGGCAGAAAGGAUUGAACAAGUGCAAAAACCCAGUCAUCACCGCCGAGUACGUGGACGAGCUGGAGAAGAUCGGACACACCGAGCCGGUGGAGUUCGCCUCGAUCAAGGACGGCGGAUACUUUUACAUUCACCGGUCGUGUGCCAGCUGGUCGUUUGGCGUGGGCCGGGACGCGGCCACGGGGACGCUCAGCAACCUGGAGGUGGUCGUGGCGCAGGCGCUGAGCAAAAAGUGCUACUUUUGCUCGCGCUACGGGGCUAGCUUGGUGUGCAAGAUGUCCUGCCCCAAGUCGUUCCACUAUCCGUGCAUUGCCGCGGCCGGUGGCUUCCAGGUGAUCCAGUCGUACAACUGCUUCUGCAAGGAGCACCUCGGACAAGUGCCUUUAGUGUGUACGGACGACAUCAACUGUCGGCAGUGUUCGGCGCUCGGGGACGUCGGCAACCUGAUGAUGUGUUCGAUCUGCGGCGACCACUACCACGGAACGUGCGUCGGGUUGGCCCAGCUGCCGGGCGUUCGGUCGGGCUGGCAGUGCGGGUCGUGUAAAAAGUGCCAGAUUUGCCGGGUGCCGGACUCGAGCGAGGGUCGCACGGUUGGGUGCGAGCAGUGUGAUAAGAUCUACCACGCGAGCUGUUUGCGGCCGAUUAUGACGUCGAUUCCGAAGUACGGCUGGAAGUGCCGGUGCUGUCGGAUUUGUUCGGAUUGUGGGUCGCGAACGCCGGGAGCUGGAGCCUCGUCGAGGUGGCACGCGCAUUUUUCUGUCUGUGAUUCGUGCUACCAGCAGCGGAACAAGGGCUUCUCGUGUCCGAUUUGCCAUCGAGCUUACCGGGCGGCGGCCCACCGGGAGAUGGUCAAGUGCAGUGGGUGUAACAAGUUUGUGCACAGUACGUGUGACGCGGAGGCGGAUUUGAGUGUUUAUCACGCGAAGAAAGAGACGAACCCGGACUAUGAGUAUUUGUGUAGUCCGUGCAAGACGGCGAUUCACAGUGGACGGAUGGCGGCGAUGCGCCGGAAUAGUAGCGUUGACGACGAUAGUAUGUCUGCGUCGCAGGAAAGUUUGAACGACGAAUCGAUGGACGUUGAUGUGGAACCGAGGGAGCGAAUCAUGUCCGGAGAUAUUGGAUUGGGCAAGGGAAAACCAUACGUGGCGAGUAAGAUAGCCAAGAAGAGACUCGGUCUGUCGUUGAGUGGGACCAACAGACCCAAAGGUACGGGUAAAGGAUUUCAGAAAAAGUCGCGACUUGCGGAUUUCAGCAGGAAGCGUGGACCAAAGGCGAAGAUGCGAGGGAUCUUCGGAGUUCCGGGGUUGGGUCUGCAAAGACCAACGGCGGAUUCUUCUUCGUCGAAGGCUUCCGAAGAGGAACCGGGUGGCGAUAACCGGCUCGUACUCUGCUCCGCCAAAGACAAGUUUGUGCUGACGCAGGACAUUUGUGUGAUGUGUGGAGCUAUCGGGACCGACCAGGAGGGUUGUCUGAUAGCGUGCACCCAGUGUGGCCAGUGUUACCACCCUUACUGUACGAACGUAAAAGUGACCAAAGUGAUACUGCAAAAGGGCUGGCGCUGUUUGGACUGUACAAUCUGUGAGGGCUGCGGCCAGCGUAACGACGAAGGUCGGUUGAUACUGUGCGACGAUUGUGACAUCUCGUACCACACGUACUGCAUGGACCCACCGCUGGAGCAGGUUCCGCAGGGCAACUGGAAGUGCAAGUGGUGUGCCAUCUGUUUAAAGUGUGGCACAAACGACCCAGGUUACAACUGUGCCUGGCUCAACAACUACUCCGAGUGUGGUCCGUGUGCUAGUCAGGUGAGCUGUCCGUGCUGUGGCGAAGGCUACGCCGACGGCGAGUUGAUCAUCCAGUGCAAUCAGUGCGAACGAUGGCUUCACUGCGGUUGCGAUCAAAUCAAAUCGGAAAACGAAGCGGAACGCUGCGCCGAAGAUGGGUACAACUGUCUCCUGUGCCGACCGCACGAUCAACCACCCCCUCACCUAGUGCCGAAAAAGAAACUAACCCAAACACCAAUUUCCACGCCAAAGUCCACCCCCAAACCGGAGGAAAAGAUCAUUCCACUCGCGCUGGAAGGCAAUCACUACGUGGAUGGAGUUUGCCUCAGCGAGCAUGGCCUGCACCAGAUCAAAUCGCUGCAGGCCGAGUUUGGCAAGCGCGGCAAGCGGAAACCCAAGCUGCAACUACAACCACCCCCACCGUUGGACAAAGACGACGGAAUUCUAGCCGCGAUCGAAUCGGUCGUGGCCGGGAGCAGCCUGGACAACUCGUUUGACGACGUCAAGCUGGAACCGCUGGACCCGCGCGAAGAAGCGGAAAUCUACAAGGACGGCAUGGUGUGGAACGAUCCGGUUCCGCCGGAAGGGUUCGCACUGGUCACGAACGAGCAGGGCGUGGUUGUGCUGCGCAAGAAACGGCAGCGCAAUCUGCAGAAGCUUGGCAUUGGUGGGUUCUUUGUGCGGAAUCGUGCCGUGCGGACCAAGGACGGGAAGGAGGAGGACGAGAUUGCGGACGGAGUUGUGCCGCAAAUCAGCGAGGAGUCUGCGAGCUCGGAGGUUAAGCCGAAGAAGAAGCCAAUCCGAAGGAAGCAGAAGAAUAAGCUGAUUGAGAUCUAUCCGACGAUUCUGCAGGAUGCGUUCUUCGGUAGGCCACUGCUGAACUCGAGCGCGCCGACAAAGUUCGAGACGCAGGAAAGCGACGACGACGCGAAGAGUGACGUUUCGGAUGAUAAGACGAUCAAACUUACGGCCGACGAGCUGAAGUACGUCGAGGAGAUGCGAAUCAAGCAGGAGGAGAAACAGGCGCAGGAGCAGAAAGCCCUGCAGCAGAGUAUGGAGCAGGAGCAAGCUGCGGCGGCCAAGUCGGCACAACCUGCAACGGCGACAACGCAGCAAACUGCUGAUGAAGCGAUAAAAGCCGAAGAAGACGACAACAGUGAUACGGAAGCGUUGAAAGAUGUGCUUGGUCUACCGAACGAUUUAAUCGAGGAGGACUUUGUCAAUCGAAUCAUGAACGACGACGAGGAGCUUACGAAGACAUCGGCGGCGUUUGACGAACUGACCGCGGACGGUGAACUCGGUGAUGGCCUCGUGAAGGCGACCAAGAACGAGCUGGACAUUUUGAGUCCGGACUUCAACUUGGACAACCUCGGCAACAUGGACAGCAAAGAGGUCGAGGAGAUAUUCAAGAACGUCAUGACGGACGAGUCGCAAGAAUCUCAAGAGUCAAUGUUUGCAAACUCGAUGACGCCGUACACGUCCAACACUUCGACUCCGUCGCACAGCAUUGACGUGACCAAGAAGGCACUGCCUCAGCGUUACCUUAACACGAUGGCAAUGCAGCAACACUCGCCACAGGUUCAACAGCCUCAGCAACAACCUCCAACACCAACAAGCGGUCCUCCCUCCAUGAUGGGCGACCCAUCGAUGCAGCAGCAGGUCAACCUGGGCAUGCAAUCCCCACAAACACCUCAACAACAGCAGAUGAUGAAUCCAAUGGGCAUGCCUUCGCCCCACAUUCACCAAUCCCCCCAACACCAACCGAUGGGCGGACCUGGACCAACAAUGAUGAUCCAGUCGCCGCUCCAGCAGCAACCGACCACGCCCGGUACACCGAUCCAUACGAUGCAAACGACACCAACGACCCCUCAACCGCAGCAUAUGCAGAUGAUGCCGACGCCACCCCAGCAACAGCAAAUGCAACCCAACAUGGGCAUGCUUCAGCAACCGCUGCAGCAACAGCAGCAAAUGGUUAUGAACCAGCAGCAACAGCAGCUCAACAGAGGGUAUUACUCUAAUAACUUCCUCCCACAAAGGAACCAGUUCCAGCAACUGGCCGAUCCGAUGCAGCAGCAGCAGCAAUCGCUACCUCCGCAUCAACAGCCCCAGCAGCAGCAGCAGAUCGUCACCCAGCAAAUCAUUCCAGGGGUACUUCCCCACCAACAACUCCAGCAGCAACAACAACCUCCACUUCAACCGGGAACGAUGCCCGGCCAAAUCCCGCAAUCGCCCGUUCAAGGCCAGUGGGUUCCCGGUCCCGCUGGUGGCGGCCCAAUGGGUCCGAUGGGUCAAUCGCCUCAACAGCAGCAGCAGCUUCCACUCGGUGGCGGACCCGUUAUGGGAAUGGGUCCUGCCCCUGCGGGUCAGGUGAUUGUUGGGACGAGUGGUGGUACCGCCGGCGGCGGCAGCGCGGGCCCCGGUGACAUUUCCGGACCCAUCGACGACAGCAUGGGACCGAUGGCGGGAGCGUCCGCGGCGCAGAAAAUGUCCGAGCGAAUGCGGCUCGAUGAACCCCUCAACGAGUUGGCGACGAUUUCGUCCGUGCUUUACUGCAACACCCAGCAUCCGGAGCUCAAACUGGAGUUCCCGAACUGGGCCGACCGGUGCAAGCAGAUCUUCAAGCGGUGGCGACUGCUCUCGACCGAGCAGAAGCAACCCUAUCUGCAGCAGGCGCGCGAUAAUCGGUCCGCCAUCCGGAUGAAGAAGUCCCAACAGGUACCGCCGCAAAUGUCACCCAAAGACGGCAAUAGUAAUAGCAAUUCAGGUCAAGUGAAUGUUGUCCCAUCACCUUCCUCAUCAUCUUCAUCACAACCACCACAACCAUCAUCCGUCGCCGUCGUUUCGCAACAGCAGCAGCAGCAACUUCAACAGCUACAGCAGACGGAUCCCAACUCGGUCCUGCUCGGCGUAGCAGCGCCAGGUGUUGGCGGUGGGGACCAGUUGAUGACCAAUCCCCUGCAGCAGCAGCAACAGCACCUUCAGAUGCAACUUCAGCAGCAAGUUCUGAAACCUCAGCAGGGCCAGCAACAGCAGCAGCAGCAGCUAAUUGAGGAUCAGGACAAGAUAAACGCUCAGCAAAAGAGUAUGCGAGAGGCGGAACAGGAACGGCAGUGGAAGCAGCUGCAGCAGCAGCGAGCUCGCGAACAGCAAACCCAGCAGCACCUGAUGAUGCCGGAUCAGCGGAUGCAAGAUCCCUCGAACCCGUCGCUCCAGCUGCAGGUAUCGACGGACGGCUCGCCGAUGGGCCCCAUCGCGAGUCCAUCGCCAACGCGAACCCAGUUUGUGUCGCCGGUCAGCAAGAACCGUAUGGUGCCGCUCGGCGGCCAGAACCCGCCGUCCAGUCCCGUGCCGAACUUUCAACAUCCGGCAGCGAUGGGCGGUGGCGGUCGCCCCGGUAUGCAGAUCCCACUGCAGCAGCAGCAACAACAACAACAGCAGCGUCCACUGCCGGGCCAGCAGCAACGCCCCAAUCAAAGUCCCUUUUCACCUCAGUCUCAACCGCCGCAGUCGCCGCAUGAAAUGUUACCCGGCUCGCCGGCUAGUCAAGGCGGGUUGGAUCCGUUCGCGAGGCCACCUUCGGAGGGAAUGUCCGACCAGAACUACAUUCACCACUCGCCGCAGACGCCACGCUCGGUAGGACAUCAGAGUCCCAUUCAAACGCCGAACCGGAGUCCUGCUUACUCGGGACAGCCGAUGCCGAAUCCGCAGACGGCGAUGCGAAUCAACCUGGACGCGGGGUACGCUCAGGCUCCUGGGACUCCACGGCCACAGUUUUCGAACCAAGUUCGGCCAACGGUGUACGCCCGACCUGGAGAUCUGUUUGGACCCGUCCAAACUUCGCCGUUUACAUCUCCUCGCUCGGAUGGUUUCAAUCAACCGCAGCCGCAAGAAGGUAAUCGGCAGCUCAGGGAUCUACUCCAGCGUCAGCAGGUUCCCGCGUCGGGACCAGGCGUCGUUAUGGGUCAACAGCAGCAACAACAACCAACCCAACAAUCACCACAGCCAAUGCAGCCGCAAUCUCCGUACGGCGAUGACCAACAACAGCAGGGCAUGGGUCAGCUAGGUGGACCGCCUAUGCAAUCUCAGCAAACGCUUCAGCAACCAAAUCAACAGAUGAUGCAGAUGACGGCCCCUACCGCCGACAACGGAACCUUCCGGCAACCAUUACCACCGAACAUGAUGAACCGGCCACGGCUUCAAAUGCCCGGUGGCGUCGGAGGCAUUCGUGCCCAAGGUGGUCCCGGAGUUAUUCCAGGUGGACCACGCCUCCAGAUUGUACGAACCGGUGGCCAGAUGGUCAUCACCCAGCAAAACAUCCUCCAACAGCAGCAGCUGAUGCGUCAAAGAAUGCAGCUUCCGGUCGGCGUCAAUCGCCCAGACGGACCCUUCAUGUCACCUCAAGGACCGCAGCAGCAGAUGAUGCAGCAACAGCCCCAACUCGGUCAACAAAGUGUAUCCCAAACGGAUCAACAGAACAUUGCGUUGCUCGCGCAGCGACUAGCCGGCGAGGGCGAAGCUCACAUUCCAGCCUCAACUGCGCCAGCCCCGAUUACUAGUGGACCAAUCGCUCAACCACAACAGGCUGCCGCAGUCCAGGCCCAACCCGGCCAACAACCAGCUCCAGACGGAUCUUCAGAAAUCCCGGACAGCGUGUCGGCCGAGCUGGAAAAGCUCGAACAGGAAGACAACGCCGGCAUCGGGGAGGUCGAGGGAGUCGGAGACAUCUUCGGUGGACUCGCCGACGACGACGACGAACUGCUGGACUCGCUGACGGCGGAAAUGGGCGCCGAUUUCAACAUUCUCGAGUACGCCGACCCCGAGUUGGACACCACCGACGGCGAGAAGUCGAACCUGCUAGAUAGCUUGGAGCUGGACGAACCGGAAGGGGAAAAGGCCGAGGACAAGGCGAAAGCUGGACCCUCCGGUGAGGUGAAAACCGAGAUGAUGGAUACCGGCGAAAAGGUUGAAGAGCAGAAAGCUGUGCCAAUGGGCGCUCCGCAGGAGAUGGUGCAACCCGCUCCACAACUCGCUGGACCGAUGAUGCAAGGCCAAAUGCCACUCAUGCAACAGCAGCAGCAGCAGCAAAUGCAAAUGCAACCCAUGCAGCAACAGCAGCAAGUGCCGCAAGGACUUAAUCCGCAGCAGGCUUCUCAGCUACAACAGCUGAUUGGGGUUGGACCCGGCCAACAGAUGCAGCAACAGCAACAACAACAACCAAUGCAGGGACCUCCUCAGCAGUUGCAGCAACAGCUGCUCGCUGGCCAGAUGAAGACGGUGCGGCCGAAUAUGCUGACGGCGGCUCACUUGCAGCAGAUUCAACAACAGAUGCAGCAACAGGUACAACAAGCGGCCGCGAUGGGUAAGCCAAUGGCUGUCGGAACGCAACUACUCUCCAAGGAAGGUGCCGUCGGAGUUGUUACCGCGAACAAUAACGUGUCCGUGACCGUGAGGACUGGCUUGGUGAAUCCAUCCAGAAUCCAGCAGCUCAAGAUGGGCGGCCACCCUAGUGCAAUGGUUCAACAGAACAUGAUGGCCGGCCAGCAGCAGCAACAACAGCAACGGAUCGUUCAGCAGAUCCAAGGAAAUCGAAUCAUUCAAACCGUUGCCAACCCAAAUCAACCGGGAGGUCCUGUUCCAGGACAGCAACAACAGCAGCAGCAGCUGGUUGGAGUUGGUGGACAAUCCGUACUUCACCAACAGCUUCAGCAACCUCCCGUUGUCACUCAACCGGGUGCGGUACCUGUGCCCGGUCAGCAACAACCUCCUCCGCCGCCCUAUCCGGAACCUCCUCCACCAUAUCCGGGUAGUCAGCCUGGUGCGCUGGGACCACCACAGCAACAACAGCAACCCAACCAGCAUUAUCAAGUAACGCCUCCACCAAUACCGCCACUGCCGCCGCCGCCGCAAACGCAAACCCAGCCUCUACCAACACCACAACCACCACCCCCGCCACUAGCACCACCACAAUCUCUCGUACCCCCACUUCCCCCGUUGUCUUCGACCCUGAUGGGUUCCGCCGCGUCCGCUCCGUAUCUCGAACACCACCGGAGUCCGCAGCACCACCAUCGACGUCCACUGGACUUUCAGCCCGGAUUUCUAUAUCCGGGAAGUUCCGCCCGGGAUGCGGCCAGUUCUAGCGCGAGACGGUCGCUGUUGCUUAAGGAGCAAAGACUGCUGCUGGAAGACUUGCUGGAGCAGGAAAAGCGCGAGCAGGCCGGCCAGCUCGCGGUCAACGAGGCGGCAAACGCCGGCUUGCCCCCGAACAUGCUAAGCCAACAGGACUUUGAAAACUUGCUGGCGAAUCAGCAACAACAGCAGCAAGGUAUGCGCGUAAUUCAGCAAAAUCUGCUGCCAGGUCAAGUCCCCGGACAGCCCGGCCAGAUGCAGAUGCAGCCGCAGCAAUUACCUCUGAUGCAGCAACAACAGCCCCAACAACCUGGUCAGUUGCAGUCUCCGAUGGGUGGUCAGUACAUCAUGCAGCAGCAGCGCAUCAACCCGCAGUGGCGUCCCCAAACGCCGAUUCCUCCGGGUGGAGCCGUUGCAAAUUUGAUCAAUCCGCUGAACAAGGCGGCGGCCGGACCGAGCCAACAGAUCGCGCCACCACCGGCAGAGGUUACCGCGAGGCCCAUUGCGGUGUACCAGGCGAAUCUGCAGCCCGCUCCUCCGGUUCCGCCGGAGAACAUUACCAACGAGCAGGAGCGACAGAUUCAGUUGAACUACGAGAACUGGAUGAACCAGCAGAAGAUCUCGCUGGAGAAUCAGCUGAAGCACUACGAAACGGAGAUCGGCAAGCUGCGGAAGGUCAAGAAGCAGUUGAACACUAAGCAGCGACAGUUGAAGAAGGCUGGAAACGAGCUUUCCGAGCCGGACAUGAAGGAGUUGACGCAGAUUACGGCGGACCAUGCCGUUGUGCAGAAGCAGUUGGAUAACGCGAGAAAACAACAACGCCAGCACACGGUCCUUAUAGGGGAGUACAAGACAAAGCAGCAGGCUAAAAUGCAAGCCGCUGGUGGUUCUCCCGCGGCCCAGAUCGCUCCUCCGUCGCCGUUGAUGUCGCCAUCGCCGAGUUCACAGCAGAACAUGAUCCACCAACCAAUGGCGCAAUCUCCGCUGAACAAUCCGAUGCUGCAGCAACCGAGUCAGAGUCCGUUGCACUCGCCUGGCCCGCUUAUGUCGCAGAGUCCUGGACCUGCGUCGGUCAACUCGGUGAUGCAGAGCCCCGGCGGAAACCACACCAACUCGAACAGUGCCAUGUCGCCGUACAAUACGAUGCAGCAAUCGCCUCGGAUUGGAACUCCACACUCGCAGGCUGCUGAUGAGAAUCCGUUCAGUCCCGGUCCGUCGCCUUCCCCGUCCCUACCGGGACGGUUGACUUCCCCUGCACCGCGUAUGACAUCCCCACAACAUCGAAUGUCCGGACAGCCAAUGCCCCCAGGACGAAUGGUAACCAGCCCGGGUGGACAGUACGUUCAGCAGAACAUUAUCGUCCAGCAGAACCAGAUGAUGGGUCAACAACAACAGGCUCAACUGCAGCAGCAGAGCCGCUUCGUACGUCCCCAGAUCAUCCCGAACGAUCCGAACGUGAGGAUGCGCGUCGCCAACUCACUUCAGCAGCAGCAAAUGAUGCAGCAGAAUGCCAAUAUUCGGCAGAUGCAACCCGGCGGGUACAACUCACCCAUUGGAAGUCCCCAACCGAUGGUGUCUCCCGGGACUCCCCAGCAGCAGCAGCAACAACAGCAAAACAUUCAACUCAUGCAGCAGCAGCAGCGCAUGAUCAUGAUCCAGAACCAGCAACAGCAGAUGAACCAAAUGCAACAACAACAGCAGCAGCAAAUGAAUCAAAUGCAGCAGCAACAACAACAAAAUCAACAACAGCUGUCCCAAAUGCAACAACCCAACCAACAACAGAUGAACUUUGCCAAGCAAAGCCCAGUUCACCAACCCCCCUCACCCCUGCUAAGCCAAGGUGGCCCCAGCACUCCAUCGCCUUCGCCGAUGCCACCGAGUCCAAUGUACUACUACCAACAAUCUCAACAACAACAACAGCAACAACAAAUGCAAAAUCAACAACAACAGAUGAUUCGCCGUCCACCGAGUGCCGGCUCGCAAGGUCCCGUCCCGAACCAGUACGUCCAGCAGCAGCAGCAGCAACAAUAUCAACAGGACAACUCGUUCAACGGAGGCCAAAGUAACCAACAACCUAGUGGCAGCGGUGGCGGUGGUGGAGGCGGCAUCAACAACCCCUCAAACCCAAUCCCAAUCAUGCCGGGUUUCGGCAAGUACGGCUACAUCAAGCUGGGUCUUCGCGGUGGAUCUCCAAUGUGGGGAAAUGCACGCAUCACCAAGGGACCGCCCCAGCAGCAACCGCAACAGCAACAGCAACCUCAAGCAGGCCCGUCCCAGCAGCAGUCGGAAGCGGCCAAGAAGGCGGCCAUGAUGCGCAGCAGGAUUACGAUCGUGCAGAAGGCCGCGGCAAGCCAGGCAACGCCGAUUGAAGAGGUGAUUGCCGUCGAUAGCAGUCCGGACGAGAAGCAGCAGCGCAUGCUGGACUAUGACGACGAGGUGGACAAGCGGCUCGUUACGACGGAGGUUUCGCUGAGUUCGGUGGCGCAGGGCGCCGAGGGGGAUGACAUUAUGGAGUCGUUUGCCCACACGGGGUACGAGAUGAGGGCGAGCCCGCUGGGGGCGCAGAUCGUGAGCAGUGACUAUGAGCUGUUUGCGCAGGACGUGGUGGUUGAUUGCGUUGAUAAUGGGAAGGAGGGUGAGAAGGAGUUCGCUAAGAAAACGACUAAGGAGGGGGAGAAGGGGACCAACGAGCGGAACAUCGCCACUACGGAAGACUUUGAGGCGAUGAUCGAUAGUCGGCCGAAGGACGCUGAUGGGAAACCUGAGGAGGACUUCAUCGGAGAUGAGCAGGCAAAGACCGGCAUGAAGACUCCGACGAAGGACACGACCGUGAUUUCCGUGGGGCUUCAGCAGAGUCCGAAACCGAUAACCUAUCCGGGACGGAUCGCCAUCCAGCAAACGCUGCUCCAGAAUCGUCCUCCGAUCGUGUCGGCCGUGCACAAGAAGCUCGUGAAGGACGCCACGGAAACGACGGCCAAGUUGUCCAUCGGAAACACUACCAUUUCGGUGCCGAUCCUGAAGAGUUUCCCGAUGUCAGCUACCCCACCAAAAGAAGGAGGUCAAAGUCAGCAAAAGCAGCAAAUGUCCAACCAAGCCAAGAAGGUGAUGAACUCCACCGCCAUCUCACUGAGUAGCAUCACCAAGAACCCAUCCGGAACGGUCAUUUCCGUAGCCGGCCAGAAGAUCAACACGACCAGCAUCGUAACGCUAUCCUCGUUGAAUCUCAACCAGUCAACUCUCAUCACGAAAACGUUCGCCAGAACGAGCGUCAACAACCCGCACCCAUCGACCUCUUCUGCAUCACAAAUCAAGAUCCAACCAGUUCAAAGCAUCACCCCAGGCCAAUCGAGUCAGAUGGAGAUCAUCAAGUCGGCGAAGCCAAAAGCCCCCUCACCAAGUCUCGGCUACGCCAAACUAUCCUCCCUUACGGUCACCCAGGACACCUCCCUGCCCACCAAGAUCUUCGAGGACGAUUCCGUAUCGCCGGACAGUUCUAUCGGUCAGGAAGACGCCGACCAGCUGGACAAGGUCGACUCGGCAGCGUUGGACGACGCAACGCGUGGCAUUGACGGAAGCACGGAGGGCGAGACUCCGACCGUGAUCGCCACAGCUCACGAGGGCUCCAACGAUUCGCACUCGAGCGAGCUCAAGAAGCAGGGCGUUAUUCCGGUGCACGUGAUUUCAAAGUCGCGGGAGAACUCCAAGAGUCCGAUUCUGGGUCCUGCCGGACAGCGUGUCAUCUCUUCGGUGCCGCAGCUUUCGCCGCUGUCCCAGCCCAACGAGCUGACCAUGAACGCGAUGAACGUGUCCCAGCAGGUUCGGUCGAUCAUGUCGUCUGUGAAUCCGGCCACGUCAGGGACAAACAUCAUCCAGGUUGGCACCAGCAAGCAGGAGUUGACGCCGACUUCGUCGGUCAGUACAAUAUCUACGAUCUCGUUCGACACGGUCAUCCCGGGGAAGGGAGACAACAUGAGCAAACCGGAAACGAUCGCCAGCAUUCUGAAGACCGUUUCGGGGAAGACGAUUCUGCCAGCGGCAGCCGUUGCUAACGCUUCCAACAAACCUGAGGUUGGUCAGCAACAGGGAACGAUGGCAGGUGGACCGACGAAGCUACUCAACCAGCAGCUGCAGAUUGGACGCAUUUCGCCGGCCGUUUCUUCCGCCGGGAAUAACAUCCUCGUGGUGAAACAGGUGCGAGCUCCGCUGCAGAAGCAGCUGAGUCAGAGUCAAGUUCAGAAGCAGCAGCUGGUAGUACUAGCGGCUCAACAACAACAGCAGCAACAACAACAAUUGCAGCAACAACAACAGCAACACAUAGUUCAACAGGGUGGGGUAAUCAUCCAAGGUCAAACACGGAUUCAACCGGCGGAGAUUCCUAAAAGUAGCGUGGAUAGCAGCAGCACAAGUAGCAUUGCCAGCAUUUUGAGUAGCACGUUGCAGCAGCCGCAAACGCGGAUCGUGAACUUCAGCGAGGUUUCCACGAUCACGAGUCAACCUCCGCCUGGACUGAUCAUGACCUCACGUCCCGGGGUUAUUUCAUCCGCCACUUCUUCAACCACCACGACCAGCAUCCUCAGCGCAACGCUGUCUCAGCCCAUGAAGUCGUCGAGCACGACGUCGGCAUCGAUGUCUACUCUGCUGCAGAACCAACUGCAAGGACCGGCUGCGGCGUUCCGACGGUCCAAAUCAACCGACGAAGCCCCGGCAGGUUUCCCUCGGGAAACCCCUGCCCAGGUCAUCAGCAAGCGACUCAGUUUGGAGGCAUCGAACCCGGUCAAAACGGAACCGGUCGACAACAACGAUGAUAGCAACGUGUCGUCCACUGUGAGUUCAACGACCGGCGGACAGGGUUGUAAGUUCUCAACCAUCUCCUCCAACGUCAAAACCGAAUCCGACAGUCAGAACGUUCUGUUGAAGCAGCUUCUUCAAAACACCGGCACCGGAGGUGCGACAUCGUCUCCAACGCCACCUCCGAUGGCUCGACCUCCAACGAAUCAACGAGCCCCAAGCUUGGGCGUAGUCAGCUCCCUGGAAGCCCAACUCGCCCGCCCAGUGAUCCCACCUUCAGCGAACCCACCCGCGAUGCAGAUCAUCAGCACGCAAUCGGCGCCAACGGUCGCAACGACGGCCCCACCCGUCACAACGGAACCACAACAACCCCCGCAAAAAGCACCCACCCCCAAGCUCAUCUCGCGCGAAACGUCCUUCGUGUCGAAACCGGCCGUGUCCAUUUCGGCCAGCCAUCCGACGCCGAACCUCGCAGCAAACAUGCUCGCGGCCAGUAUCAAGAAGGAAGCUGCUAUCGCUUCUGCUGCGGCGGCCGCUGCCGGAACCACCGUCCAACCCAUCACCGUGCAGAGUACGCUCAAGACCGAGUCGGGUCCGAUGACGGUGACGCAGAUCACCACGCAUCCGGUGCAGCAGUUACCUCCUCAGCAGCAACAACAACUGCAACAACCCGCGCAGCAACAGUUUCAACCUCCUCCGUUUUCGGAACAGCCGAACGUUGCCUUUGUGAAGCGAGAGAUGGCACCGAUGCCGAUGAUGCAAAUGCAUCAACAGCAGCAACAACAGUCAAUGGGUCCAAAACCGCUUGAGUUCCACCAGUAUCAACAGCAUCAGCAGCUGCCCAAACCUGGCACUCCGGUUGAGAUCAAGAAGGAACUGCCGGAAGAGCAACAUCAGCAGAUGCCGAUGGCGUCGAUGUCAAUGGAGCAAAUCAAGCAGGAACCUCCAACUACCCUGUCAGCUGUGCCCAAGGAAGAACCUGUAGCGCUUCCAGCAAACCCGGAAACUGCAGCCAAAACGGCGGCUGAAAUUGCGCACGAGCUGAAGAAGAAGAAGCGACGCGAGUACCAGAAGAACCGAAGACAACAGCAGAUUCUCUCCAACAAGGAGCAACAUCAGACCAACAAGAAGAAACCUCGAAAAUCUACCCGCCAGGAAGAAGACUACGACACGUACAUUGACAGUUUGAUGCUUCAGCUGAGGCAACUCCCGCCGAUGCAGAUCCUGGAACCCCUUCUUCCGCGAAACUUUGGCGUUUGCCCGCUGUUCGGCACCGGCGAUCUCACCAAGUUCACCAACGCGAAGGACUACUCGAUCAGCUCGGGUGAUCUGACGGGAGUGUUUGGCCACGCCCAAAUCCCGAACAUUGCAGAUUUCUACAACACGAAACCGUUCGGUCUGAAGGAGCCUCCACCGGAACCUCCGGCUCCGGCGUCCACCCAGCGUGGCUUCUACGAUCAGGAGUUCCCACCGAUCAAGUUCGAAACGGAGGAUCGCUAUCGGUACGACUUUGUCAAAGAUCGCGAUCUGGAUUCGCCGGACACGAUCAUCAGCACGUCCAGCCCGGAGUGUGGCAUCCGGUGGGAAUCGCCGUUGCUCUUCCCGGGUCUGCGCGUCAUCAAGGAGGAAGACAGCGAGGACGAGCAGACGAUGGUGUACAAGCGGAUGUCGCCGAUCAUCCCGAUCGUGGCACCGAUUCCGAUUCGCCUGAAGAAGGGCAUCUCGCUGUCUGCCGAUCGUGGGCUGAGUUGUUUGAUCCCCGGAAGCAACAAGGAGAACGAGGGUGCGAUUAAGGAAUCGCUGGGCGUCAAGUCACGCUUUGGACCGCCGACUCCGUUGAAGGACUCGAGCAAUGUGACGGUCACGGUGACGCUGAGUUCGACGGCUGCUGAAGACAUCAUGGGAGUGCUGAGGGAUCUGGCGAACAUCCUGGAGAUUCCACCGCCGAUGGCGUACGAGAUCGUUGAACGUACGACGACCCCGCCCAGUCAGAAGCUGGGUCUGUACAGGACCAAGGGACGAGACGGCAAGGAAGGAGCGCCGAUCGACAUCCAGACGAUCCUCAAUGGCGCAGCCAAGUUUUGUCGCCACUGUGAUGUGGUCAUUCUGAACACCUUGAUCACGGCGAUGCCAUCCGAGUUCCCUCUGUUGAGCAGCGAUGCAAGCCAGGAGUUGGAGUCGGAGGAGCUGUACUUCUGCAGCAAGGCGUGCUACCGACAGUUCCAGUGGCGUCCUACGAACAUCCUCGAGGACAAACUGGUUGGGGGUGUUAAGUCCAAGUUGGAUCUUGAAUUAGAUGACAACCCAAGUUUGAACGCCGCGGACAUCAAGCAGGAACUCAGCGAAGACGCCGACAUUAGCAUGACCAGCUUCAAGAGCUCGGAUAGCCGAGAUUCGUCGCUGAACGAUCGCAAGAAGAAGCUGGACAGCUCAACGGAGAAGGACCCGGGACCACCGCCAAAGCAGUUGAAGGGGAUCAAGUUCAAGACGUUCUCCGCGAACUGCUUCCCCGUGCAGCGAUACAAGAAGCCCACCGAGAAGGAGAUCACCGAGACACUGUUCCGGAUGAGCAUCACCGUAACGCCGACUCCCCGAAUGCCGGACGACACUCGGCGGUGCAUUUUCUGCCACACGGUUGGCGACGGAGUCGCGGACGGCCCAUCCAGACUCCUCAACUACGACGUAGACAAGUGGGUCCACCUGAACUGUGCCCUCUGGUCGGACGGAGUGUACGAGACGGUCAACGGAGCCCUGAUGAACCUGGAAAACACCCUGCAGCUGAGCCUCAGCUCGGUGUGCACGUUCUGCAACAACCUGGGCGCGACGAUCAAGUGCUUCAAGACGCGCUGCGCCAACGUGUACCAUCUGAGCUGCGCCAUGAAGGACAACUGCGUGUUCUACAAGAACAAGUCGACGAUGUGCCAGACGCACGCCCCCAAGACCGAGAAGGACUCGGAGCUGACGACGCUGAGCGUGCAGCGGCGGGUGUACGUCGACCGGGACGAGAGCCGGCAGGUGGCGUCCGUGAUGCACCACUCCGAGUCGAACAACCUGCUGCGGGUGGGAAGUUUGAUCUUCCUGAGCGUUGGUCAGCUGCUGCCGCACCAGCUGCAGAGCUUCCACACGCCGAACUACAUCUACCCGAUUGGGUACAAAAUUAUGCGCUUCUACUGGUCCAUGCGGCGCCCGAACAAACGCUGCCGGUACGUGUGCUCCAUCGCGGACGUGUGCGGCCGGCCCGAGUUCCGGGUGCUGGUCCAGGAGGCGUCCGAGGAGGACAUUGAGCUGCGCGACAUCACACCGAAGGCCGUCUGGCAGCGGAUACUGGAUCCGAUGGCCACGCUGCGCAAAGACUGCCAGAUUGUUCAGCUCUUCCCGCGGUACAUUUCCGGCGAGGAUCUGUUCGGGUUGACGGAACCGGCGGUGGUUCGGAUUCUGGAGAGUCUGCCCGGCAUUGAGACGUUGACGGACUAUCGGUUCAAGUACGGACGCAAUCCGCUGCUGGAGCUGCCGCUGGCGAUAAAUCCUUCCGGCGCGGCCCGGACGGAACCAAAGUUGAAGCACACGCUGUCGUGGAAGAAGCCGCACACCCAGCGCACGGGUUCGGUCAGCCAGCGGCCAACGUUUGUUCCGACCAGUUCGCCCGCCGGCGAGGUUGCUUGCCCGUACAGCAAGCAGUUUGUACAUUCCAAGAGCUCGCAGUACAAGAAGAUGAAGCUCGAGUGGCGCAACAACGUGUUCCUGGCGCGGUCCAAGAUUCAGGGACUGGGGUUGUACGCGGCUCGCGACCUGGAGAAGCACACCAUGGUGAUCGAGUACAUCGGCGAGGUCAUCCGCGUUGAGGUGUCCGAGCUGCGCGAGAAGCAGUACGAGGCGAGGAACCGCGGCAUCUACAUGUUCCGCCUGGAUGAGGACCGGGUUGUGGACGCGACGCUGUCCGGCGGUCUCGCCCGCUACAUCAACCACUCGUGCAACCCGAACUGCGUGACCGAGAUCGUCGAGGUGGAGCGCGAGGUGCGCAUCAUCAUCUUCGCCAAGCGGCGCAUCAACCGAGGGGAGGAGCUGUCGUACGACUACAAGUUUGACAUCGAGGACGAUGCGCACAAGAUUUCGUGCAUGUGCGGCGCCCCGAACUGCAAGAAGUGGAUGAACUAAGACGACGACGACGACGAAAUCUGCUCUGAGCAGACGAUACUUGAAGAUGUGUGUACUAUUAUUAUGAUCAUAUUUUGCUAGGUUGUAUUUUUGAUUUAGGUAGAAAGCUCUAAUUGUGGAAACGAUUUAUUUAGUUCUAGAGAGUUGUUACAUAUUCUUAUAAUUGCUUUUAUUUAGAAGAUAGGUUGCAAACAAUUAGGCAAACACUCAGCAAAAGAUAGUUUAUAUAUCUCACACUCACAGCUAUGAUAUGACAAGCAUUGAACACGAUUGCGAGCAAAAGCAAAACCACGAGCUAGUCUUAAGUUGAAAGUGAAAUAUCUAGUUCAUAGAUGAUUCAGUAUGUGUGUUUAGUAACGGAAGCAAAGUAUAGUAUCAAGUAUUAGGUUUAGUUCACAAGUGUUUAUCAUGAUGAUCGGUUACCUUGUAACUGUGUUGUUUAUUCACACGCAAGAAAAUAUUAUCAAAACUUCACCCAAAUAAAGCGUGUGUAGAGUAGAAAGUCUCUGUGUUGUCACUGGCGGCGACGGUGCUUGAAGCCCAUCUCACCAAAAGAGACAGCUCUGAAAUCUCGGGUAGAAAAGAUUGAACAAAAUUUAGUUGAAAACUAAGCGUAGUAAAUGCACACCGCACCGCACCGUGUAAAGAUUAAGUAGACGAGAGAGUAGUUAGAAAGGGAGAGAGAGUAUAUUUCCAAUUCGAAAGAAUAGUGCAUACCACACGGAUUAAAUCUGGGAUUAGGUUAACAACACACGCUGCGUUUGUUAGGAGAGCGCAAGCAGAGUAGGAAUAAUCACACAAAAGUACUUGGAACAAUAAGCUUACACAAUGGCUAGGAUGAAAACACGAUACAAAAAAAAGCAAAAAAAAAUUAACAAUACCGCAAUGGAAAUAUAACACGACUAUAUAUUUUCAGACGAUUAUUUUGCAAUAUAUGAAAUAAAUUUAUAUUUUGUAUACCAAUAACGAGGGAGAAAACAAUGCUUGAAGAAAAAAAAAGACCACAGUAUAAGCAAAGAGAGAAAAAAAGGCCAUUGAAUGUCUAGAGUGGAGAAUGCAAGUGCACGCGUGUAAGUGUUAGAGUUGAGAGCAAAUGUAAUGUAGAUUAGCCAGCAAGCAUGCAACAGAGGUAGAUAGCACCGUAAAAUGCUAGGGGUAGAGGCAAAAAGCGUAAAAAAUAUUAGCUUAUGACACGAAAUAAAAAAGGAAAAUAAUAAAAAAA
This is a messenger RNA of Culex quinquefasciatus (southern house mosquito), 19081 nucleotides long. RefSeq names its product histone-lysine N-methyltransferase 2C. Gene Ontology annotation, biological process: positive regulation of transcription by RNA polymerase II. Gene Ontology annotation, molecular function: histone H3K4 methyltransferase activity; histone binding; transcription coactivator activity. Lineage: Eukaryota; Metazoa; Arthropoda; Insecta; Diptera; Culicidae. The record is from RefSeq and is a predicted model, not a curated record. The transcript is spliced from 17 exons. Gene Ontology annotation, cellular component: MLL3/4 complex; nucleus. The coding region runs from base 43 to 17859 and encodes 5938 amino acids.